GUUCGUACUAAUCUAUUUCCUUUAGGCUGUCCCACAAGAAUUCAUUCUUUUUCUACCCAUGCGUGAUGCAUGUUCUUCCAUAACAUGACGCGUUGAUUUUUAAAUUUUCACAGUGUGGUAUUUAGUGCCAUACUCCGUGACAUUCACAGUUUAGCACGUUAAGCAGUUAAGCAGGUUGGUUAAGUCCUAGACCCUAUACAGUCGGAAGGUGUGAGGCAUAUUGCAGGGUUAGGUGCUGAGAUAUAUCUGAAGAAAAGAUGUGGAAGAAAUAUUAUUAUUAUUACACGGUAAUUAUUUGGAACAUUUAUGAGAAGACAGUUGUCUAGUAACUGAAAUGUACAUUUGUAAAAAUUCGAGUAGGCCUUUUAAGGACGAAUCGCGAUGGAUGGGGAUCAGUCAGGCCAAUGUAAACACGAGGGUACAAGAGAGGUGCAAAAUGAUAUGAGGGGAACAGAGAAUUGGAGGAUGUGCCCAUCCCCUGAUUCACCUCGGAAGCCUGUUAAAUCAACAGCAGUUGUCAAGUAUUCAUCAGUACAGUCUUAUGCAAACUUUGCCCUCCUUCAGUGCAAUACAGACUUAAACUUGCCGCCUUCCAACUGGCUUACUAGCUCUGCUGAAUCAUAUGGCCUGCAGUAUGAACUAUCCCACUCAUCAGGAUUUUCAAGUUUCCGGAUGGCUCACAUGUUUCCAGAUUGUGUGGGUGAAGUGGAUGUAGUGUCAGACGCAGAGAAUAUAAAGAAACUGUUGAAGAUUCCCUACAGCAAAGGGCCGGUCAGCAUGAUGGUGCAUCGAAUUGAGAACACUCUGCUUAUUGAUGAGUUUGACAUCCGUAAACACUUGCUGCGGACUGCUGAAACAGAGUGGGAAUGGCUGAAAAAAUUCUUCUCUGAUCAUGUUUUGAAAUCCUUGAGUGACAAGGACAAGCGCUUGUUCCACAAGAACAACAGCCGCUAUGCUCUGCAGCGGAAGAGUUUGGCAUCCAAGUUCCUGUAUCAUAGUCUGGAUGUGGCAGAACCAAAGAACCAAGAGGAUGAGAUACAAGAACAGCACAUUAACACACCUCCACCGAUGUCUGUGGCCACAGCUUGGCCACCAUUGCCAGAGCCAAGGCCUGAAGAGAAUCUUCCUGACCCAGCAUCUAAUCACAAGUUUGUCCGUAAUGUUGUGUGGACAUUUGAAGACAUCCAGAUGCUUAUUGGUACAGAUAUGCCCAUAUUUGGGGGUUCGACUCACCCAUGCAUCAGCCUCAGACUCAGGGAUAUGUCAAAGCCAAUAAGUGUACUGACAGGAAUUGAUUACUGGCUGGACAACUUGAUGUGCAACGUGCCGGAGUUGGUGAUGUGCUACCAUCUGGAUGGAAUAGUGCAGAAAUAUGAACUCAUAAAGACAGAAGACCUACCACAUCUGGAGAAUUCAAAAUUCUCACCAAAAGUUAUUAGAGAUGUCGCCCAGAAUAUUCUGUCCUUCCUCAAGUCAAAUGCCACCAAGGCUGGGCAUACAUAUUGGUUAUUAAAAGGCAAAGAUGAUGACAUAGUGAAACUCUACGACCUAACGUCUCUGUGUACAGAUCUGAUGGAUGAAAAAGGGCAGAAUCCAUUCACUGUUCCCGUGGCAAUGUUACUUUACAGGGUAGCAAGAAAUAUGAAGCAUUCAGCAGAUGGACGGAGGCAGCAAGGUACCAUUCGCAUGUUACUUAAGAAUUGUUUAGCUCUGCUGGUGAAGGAGAAGUACCCUCAGAUUGUGACGUCGGCACACUACAUGCUGUCAGACCUGUAUGUACCUGCCGACACUGAUCCAGCAUCACCGAGACUGGAUGGGCAACUGAAUGAUGAGGAUUGUGGAAGUGACAGCCAGAGUGGAGUGGAGGAUGUUAGUGAUGGAAAAAAUGGUGUGGAUGAGAACUUAUUUCAAGGUUCCAUCAACAGCAGCAGCAGUGUUCCUGUGAAGGCUCUGUGUGUGUCAUCCCCAGAGACUGCCUCACGAGAUGUGUCCAGUGAUGAAUCAAAGGCCAGUUCUCCUCCCCCUGUUUGUGGUGGGGUGGAAGAGCGCUGUAAGAUGGCGCUUCAACAUGUUGCCUUGGGACUGCAGUGCUUGCAGUACUUUGAUGGCAAUGACAAGGAUGACAGCAGACAGCAAGAGGGGGUUCACGAGAAGUACCACUUUCAGACUUUUCAGAAACACAUGAAAGGCAGUAAGCCAGAGCCACAGGAACAAGACACUCCAAAGAUGGCGAGACCUUUCCAAGCCAUUCCGAUGCCUUACUCACCUUUAUCACCUCAGAAAGAGAAUGAGGAACUGCCUGAUAUAUCUGGGCCAGCUCUGACAGGCACAACCAAAAAGAAGAGGAAAGAGAAAGGUAUUCCAGUGACUGCCACAGGCAGUAAGACAAAGGGUGCCAAUGUGAGAGGUGAGACAGCUGGCGCAGUUGAUGGUGCUUGUAGUUCUCCAAAGGCCCUCUUAUGCAAGUCCAGGACGGAGGCCCUACCCACAUGGCAGCGGCCAGAUAAUAAGGACAGAAUGUCAUGGAGCAUCCACUUGAAGACACUGCUAUAUGAGAAGGCCUGUCUUGUGUAUGUCACCCUGGCAGAAAGUGAUUAUGUUGCUGAAAAUUAUGGCAGAUCCCUGCAUUACAUUGUACAUGUGCUUCGUGUGUUGGCGGCACUUGCAAGUUCUUCAUGUAGUGUGGGAUUGCAGAGUUACCUCCUGGGCCGCGCUGGAGACUGCUGCUUUAUGAUUGUUCAGAACUGGACUCAGGUGGACACUCAUCGUAAGGACUAUGCUCACUCCACCACUUUAGACUGUGAUAUCAUGAUGGAAGUGGAAAAGGAUCUGGCCAUACUUGGUAUAUCACAUGAAGGCACUUCAAGUUACCAGCAAGAUGUAAUCCCUGAGACUGUUGAUAAUAUGGAGCAGAUGCUGCAGGCUAGUUGCUGCUGUUAUCAGAAAGCACUGGCCUUGGAGUCCCAUGACCAGCAGAAGAACAAUCUCCAGCGCAGACUUGGAAAUAUUCAUAAUGAGCUAGGAGUUAUGUACAUGAACCUAGCAGCAGCAAGGUACAAGGAAGAGGUGAACCAGCAGCAGCAGAAGCCUCAUGAGAGCGUGUUCCAGAAACUGUUCACUCAGUCCCUGUAUCAUUUGGAGGCUGGAGUGAAGGCAUUCAGUGUUGUGCAUGAUGAAGCCAACCUCGCAUUGCUACACUCCAACACUGGCCGCUUGAUGAGAAUGUGUGCUCACUUUCACUCUCCUGAUUUGAGUGGCCGACAUUCAGGAUUGGCGGGACAAGAACGUCACUUUUAUAAUAAGGCUUUGAGUAGCUACCAAAAAGCAGUGCAAGUUUUAAAUACUCGGAAGAAUAACCCAGCAAUCUGGGACACUGUGAUAUGGGAACUGUCCACAACAUUGUUCACCAUGGGCACUCUCUUGCAAGACUUUCCAGAAUUGAACAUGAAGAGCCAGGAAGAGGCAGAGAAGGAGGUAGCAGAGUUUCUCAUGAAGGCAUUGAAAUAUUGUGACCUUGACACACCCGGCCCACGCCAGCCCAUUUAUCAAUUCCGUGCUGCCACCAUCCACCACCGUCUUGCAUCUCUGUACCACAAAACAUAUAGGACCCUGCCAGCAGAUGAUGCUCGGCGUAAGAACAUGUUGUUGUUGUCACGUCUGCACUAUGAAAAGUCAAGUUGCUUGAUGCUGCAGCUGGAGCACCCAUUGGAGUUCUUGCGUGUGCAGUUGGAACGUGUGGCCCUCUCAGAAUUCCAAGCACAAAAUGCUUCUACUUAUGGAGGGAAGUUGAAGCCACUGCAGAUGGCCCUGGAUCUCCUUCUCCAGUGUCAGCCUAUGCUGAAGGUGAUAUUGGAACAAGCCCAGGCAGCGAGGGUUAGUCUUUUUUCAGGAGAAUCUGAACAGGCCCAUGAUGAGUGUACUGAAAUAAAUCCUGAAAUUCAGAUUGCAAGAGAACAGAAUGUAGAUGAAACAUGUGUAAGCAAUGUUUGUGAAGGAUCAGCAGAUGAAACUGUUAAGGCAACAGAAUACAGUGUUCAUGACACAGUGACAGACAAAGGCAUGGUACAUAAUUCUAAAUCUCAUACAGUGGAUCCUACAGAAGUUGAAAGUAUUUUGAAGGAACAUGUUGGAAAUUCAGGCUGUGACAAUAGAGAGGGAUGUAGCAAAGAGACACAGCGUAAUAGUGGCAGUGAUGUGCCCCAGAAUGAACUUGAGAACAAGGAAGAAUUAGCUGAAGAGGAGGAGGAGAGUUCUCUGGUACGGCUGGUAGAGCAGAGACUGCAGUUUGUCCUUCGCAGCUUGACCAAGCUCUGCCUUUCCAAAACUGGAAGUGCUAAGAAGGAUAAAGAGUCAGGGAAUUUGGCCCAAAUGUACAAGAACCUCUACAGCAUGACUCUGAGAGACAGUGAUAAGGAUACAAUGUCAGCAUUAGUGAGCCAUCUGGUGGAGGUACUGGCCACUGUUAAUUCUGUCCUAUCCCUGCAGCAACAGGUGACAAGAUGACCUUGAUACUUCAGUAAGAAUAUGUGUUCAUAAUGUGAAUAUUUCUUUUGUUUAUGUAUUGUAAAUGUAUAUGACUAAUAUUUAUCAUUGAAGAACACUGUAAGUUUGUAAAUAAAGCAAAGAUUGUAUUUUA
Molecule: messenger RNA, 4636 nt
Organism: Cryptotermes secundus
Lineage: Eukaryota; Metazoa; Arthropoda; Insecta; Blattodea; Kalotermitidae
Product: erythroid differentiation-related factor 1
Exons: 21
Coding region: 382-4503 (1373 amino acids)
Biological process (GO): positive regulation of DNA-templated transcription
Source: RefSeq, a predicted model, not a curated record